CCGAGGGAAAGUAAACACAGCACAAGUUGAAGGGGAACAUGGCAGCUGGCAUCAGUGUUCAACAUAGAUUGUUAAGCAGUAAAACCUCCUUGAUUUACUCUCUUCACAGAAAAAUAGCGCCAAAGAAUGCUUUUAUCAAACGAGCGGCUGGAAUACAGAGUGUGAGAGCGUCAACCAAUGCAACUGUAGUCCCUCAACACAAUGAAAAGUACUGUUUGGACUUGGUCAGGUCCAGAGACUAUGAAGGUUUUCUGUCAUCUCUCCUCCUCCCCGAGGAGGCACGGCGCUCCUCUCUGGCUCUGAGAGCUUUUAAUGUGGAGCUGGCACAGGUGAAGGACUCUGUUUCCCAGAAGACCAUUGGUUUGAUGCGGAUGCAGUUCUGGAAGAUGGCUAUAGAGGAUAUCUACAGAGCUGAUCCUCCAAACCAGCCAGUCAGCCAUGAGCUGUGGAGGGCAGUGAAGGCUCACAGCCUGACAAAGAGAUGGCUGCUAAGGAUCGUAACAGAGAGAGAAAAGGAUCUGGAUGACAGAGCUUACAGGACCCUCCAGGAACUGGAGACAUAUUCAGAGAACACACAGUCUUCCUUAAUUUACCUGCUGCUGGAGUGUUUAGGCGUGAAAAAUGUCCAUGCAGACCACGCGGCGAGUCACAUCGGUAAAGCUCAGGGGAUCGUAACGUGUCUGAGAGCGACUCCUUACAACAGCAGUCGGCGGAAAGUCUACCUGCCCAUGGACAUCUGCAUGCUGCACGGAGCUUCCCAGGAGGACUUUAUCCGUGGCAGCCAGAAGCAGAACAUCCGAGAUGUUGUGUAUGACAUCGCCAGUCAGGCUCAUGUACACCUGCAACACGCUCGAUCUUUUAGUCACAACGUUCCAGCAGCUGCCAUCCCGGCCUUCCUCCAAACAGUGGUGUUGGAAGACUACCUACAGAGAGUGAGGAAAGUCGAUUUUGACAUUUUCCACAAGAGCCUGCAGAAAAGAAACCCCCUCCUCGCCAUCCAGCUAUACAUCCGUUCAUGGAAGAACACUUACUGACUUUAGUUUUGCUCCCUCUCCAGUCAUCCCUUCAGGAGCUGAGGAAAUGAAGGCCAGAGACACCACUUCUCCAGAUUCUGCCCUCACAUUACCUUGUAGCAGGUCUAUAAAGACAUCCAGACUCGUUUGAAAUGCAGCACUGCCACUGAACUCGCCCCUUCAGUUAAACUCACAUACCACAGCGGACUGUUUCCAGACCUCCGGCUUUCACACCAGCUUUAGUAUUUAAAGUUUUUCUUGUUUGAGCCAAAAAGUUCACUGGAAAAAUGUGCUGAACUCUUCAAAAAAGUAUUUUAUUUGUAAAUGUAUGAAAAACAAUGUAACACUUGUUAAAUGAUCAUCCUGGCUAAUUGGUCUUUUUUUCUCUUUCUCUUUCUCUGUAGUUUUUAACCAGUAAUGAAUCUCAAAUUCCAUUAAAAGACCACUUAUAUAAAGCACAUGCAUCACUUUAGCAUAGUGAGUGAAUGCGUGUAGCCACUGAAGGUAUAACAUGGUGUCCUAAAGUUUAAAUGUUUAGGAUUUAAGGGGACUCUACAUGAUAGUAGUUCAGCAUAUUCAGAAUAAAUUAUUUUACUUCUUUAAAAUCCUUUUACAGUAUUCACUGUGAAUGUAUUAGAGAGACUUUUGUUUCAACAGAUGUGGCAUCGGGUUUGUUGUGCUGCCAUUUUCUACAGCACAACAUACCAAAUGCUGCCUUAAUAGGCUCUUUCAGCAAGCCACCAUUGCUUCCAUUGCUCAUUCCUCACAGUAAAAAGGUAGAGUAAGGAGAAGGCAGCUGCACAGUGGGCAAUUUUUAGUCAUCUAUAAAUUCGCUGCAAGCCCCAGUGUGCAACAGGCAUCAAGUGAACUUGACCACAACUUAAUGUUUUAUGUCUGCAGAAUGCGUGUUGAUUACAUCUGCUUAAUUGUACUUUCCUGCAAAUAUAAAAAACAGAUUCCAAACAUCACCUUAACAUAAAGUUUUAUGAGCUGACAAACUGCAAGUGGCUGAGUGGCUGUUUCCUGUGGGGUUCGUUUAUAUUUUGCUGUCUUGCUUCACUCAGGAGGUGCACAUCAUUUGCUGUUUUUUUUCCCAUGCUUUAUGGUUUUUGGUUCAGUCUUGGUUUGAGCAGGAGGACGCAGGAGACUUUUGUUGCCACAACUCUUCUUUGUUCAUUUCCUGUAUUAUUCAUAUUUGUUGUGGAUUUUACUCUACAUUCCCGUUGGCUGAUUAUUAGAUGCAGCUGUCAUACUACAGCAUAAUCAUCCUAAAUUUGUCAGAAAAUGUAUUCCAGGCUACCUCUAGUUACAGAACUAUUGUGUUUUUUAAGCUAUAAUCAAAAACUGAUUAUCUUUCAUCAGGAACAACCAAAAAUCAUAGUGUACACCAGGGUGCAGAGGUAUCAGACUGUUUUAAACUGCAACCUUACCAGUUGGUGUGCCAAAUCCUACACAUUACGCUUUCAAUGCUGCGGUUUAAAUUCAGCUUUAGCCUCUGAGGUCUCUGAAAAAAGGUCUGAUGUAAUUGAAAGGAAACAAGGGGGGAAAUAAGCGGGAACAGUGACCAAUUUACUGCUUUAAUCAGAACUGCAUAACAGCAAACACAUUUAAAACUCACUGUGCACCUGCUGGGAACUUUUGUCUUUAUUACACAACAAUCUGCAGUCCAAAUUGCAAUACUUUUGUUUCUGUUACGAACUUAAUAGAGUAAUGAGUCUCCAGCCUAUUAUUUUGAAUAUGUCCCUGUGGUCAUUAACAGUUAUGAUCUUCCCCUAGCUCCAUAUAAAAACACAUUUAAUGAUAAAAUAUAUACACAGCAUGCUGUAGUUGCAGGAUGUGUUAGUUUAAUCCACAUUGCAGCUAAUAGGCCUUCUGCUGUGAUAACGCACUAGUAGAAACUAACAAAUGAUGGCUUUGGUCUAUCAAUUUGCCAGCUUUCUCAUUUGUUUUGGUUCAUUGAUUCAUCCUUUUUUAUAUCUAUACUUUUGCUAUCUUUCUCAGACAUUUUCUUCAUUUAUCCAU
Messenger RNA from Melanotaenia boesemani (Boeseman's rainbowfish), 3035 nucleotides. It is a transcript of the gene ndufaf6, whose product is annotated as NADH:ubiquinone oxidoreductase complex assembly factor 6. NCBI's taxonomy places the organism in Eukaryota, Metazoa, Chordata, Actinopteri, Atheriniformes, Melanotaeniidae. The coding region runs from base 39 to 1034 and encodes 331 amino acids. Gene Ontology annotation, biological process: biosynthetic process; mitochondrial respiratory chain complex I assembly. Gene Ontology annotation, cellular component: mitochondrion. The record is from RefSeq and is a predicted model, not a curated record. The transcript has 9 exons.